AGGACUCCUCCAGGACCUCCACUGAGCAGGAAGGGUCACCCACGGGCCCGGCCUCCAACGACCAGAUCCAGGCAAUGGCCGAGCCGACAGACACUUCAUCCACGGGGACUGCGGCCUCCUGCCACUUGGCCAUGUCUUUUCCAGCCCUGAGAGGGAUGGGAAGAGAGCAACGGACAGUGCGCGGAAGCAAACCGAGGCGGGGGCCUGGACUUGGGUUGGUUUCCUCAGCUACCCUUGAUGCCGGUUUUGAAGUCGACCAGUCCGUGUUCGAGAUCUCCGAAUCCUAUCACAUCCAAGACACUGGUAGAAAUAUGCACCUGCAAGAUGAGGAUUAUGAAAUCAUGCAGUUUGCCAUUCAGCAGAGCCUGCUGGAGUCCAAUAGGAGACAAGAAGCGCCUGGACUCUCCUCCAACGGGACGAUCACCCAGCCACACCUGUAUGACGCUCAGUAUGAGAGGUAG
This is a messenger RNA of Tachyglossus aculeatus (Australian echidna), 461 nucleotides long. RefSeq names its product ankyrin repeat domain-containing protein 13A-like. NCBI's taxonomy places the organism in Eukaryota, Metazoa, Chordata, Mammalia, Monotremata, Tachyglossidae. The transcript has 3 exons. Bases 75 to 461 code for a protein of 128 amino acids. The record is from RefSeq and is a predicted model, not a curated record.